Molecule: messenger RNA, 1422 nt
Organism: Ceratitis capitata (Mediterranean fruit fly)
Lineage: Eukaryota; Metazoa; Arthropoda; Insecta; Diptera; Tephritidae
Exons: 4
Coding region: 1-1422 (473 amino acids)
Source: RefSeq, a predicted model, not a curated record
AUGCAGCGACGUAACGGCAACAGCAGUAAUUCACAACACAACAAUAAUGCUAGCAGUAGCGGCAGACAUGGGAAAACCAUAGGGGCCGCAGGAUGUGGCUUGGCAACAUUGCCUAAUGCAACAAUUACACCCUUGUCGGCAACAUCCGCAGGCAGCACACCGCCUAGCAGCGCAGAGGCGACAAAUACCAACAGUUUCGCCUAUUAUACGGCAGGUAUAGCGGAGGGUGCGGCGCAACGGCAUGUUUCAACUGUGGCAGCAGCAACAACAGCAACGGCGACACCACCUCCCCCACCGCCGCCGCUACCAUCUUCUUCGUCUACACCAUCGUCAUCAACGCAUUACCACACACAACAGCAUCAGACGCCGCCAACGCCGACCAAUCAGCAACACUAUGCAACGGGGGUCGGUGCCAGUGCGCCGAUAGCACCGCUGUCUGAUGCUUUUCAUCACCAACAAAUGCAGUUGCAGCUACAGCAGCAAUAUGAGCAACAUUAUCAGUUGCAAACGGCCUACUACCAUCACCACCAUCAUCAUCAACAGCAGCAGCAGCAACAGCAAGAUGAGCAGGCAUCUUCAUCUAAAUAUGCGCCGGCAUCACAGCACUCAACAGCUUAUCAUCCUCAACACUGUCCACCACCACUACCACCAACAACAACAAAUCCACAUGUAACACGCAGCAAUCGAGCAACAACGCAUAGCGUAGCCACAACGAACGCAACACAAGCGCAUUCGGCGCAGCUGCAAACAGCAUUAACGCAUAUGCAAUCGCAGCAGCAACAACAGACGCAGCAACAGCAAACACAUAUGUUUCCAACAGCUAUGCUUGCGAUCGCAACGGCACCGCCACCAACCACCUACGGCAAUACCAACAGCAAUGUGGGUGGCGGUCCGACGGCACUAGCGAAUGUCAGCACCGUCAAUGCUACACAAAAUGUGAAUGUCAUUUCGGCCGCGCCGAUUGUGGUGGAGUUUAGUAAUUUUCCGUUGAAUUGCAUGCGCGCGACGACAACAACGGCGGCGAAUGGUACAGCAUCGGCAGCGCUAACGGUAGCCACAUCGCAGCCGAAUAGUGAUGUUAAUAGGGGCUUGGGGUUGGGCGGUGUGAACGGUGCAGCAUCGAAUACACACCAUCAUCAUCAUCAUCGGCAUCAUCAUCACUAUCACGGCAACAACAACAAUUCGGCGGCGGCGGCGGCGGCGGCUUCAAUGCAUCAACAUACGCUACAGCAGCAACAACAAUCACAACAUUCAGUGCAACUGCCUCCGGCUACGCCAUCGUUACCGUUACCGCUGCCGCUUCCGCUGCAACCAGAUCAACAGCAUGCCACACAUUUCGGUUAUCAUCAUACCCAUCCACAACAUCAACAUUUGCGCCAUUAUCACCAUCAUCCACCACCGUCGGCGCCGCCGUCGCUGUAA